UGGUAAACAUUUGUUUUCAAUUCACUUUUUUUUCGUAUUUUUUUUUGAUUAUUAUUCUUUUUAUUCUCGAUAUUUUAAAUUUGAUGACGUUAAUAAUUACACCAUUGAUGAUUAUAGUUCGAUGAUGACCUGUACUCCUCUCUUUCUGUGCUAUCUGCUCUCUCUGUCCUACUGUUUAUGCCUUGAACCCAUUUCCAUAAGCACUGGCGUCUAUUUUGGUGCCACCGCUGGUUUAGCUGCAAUUUAUGCUUCAUCCAGUUGGAUGAAAUGUGCUGUUUACGAAUGUUGUAAUCAGGCCUUAGAUCCAAUUGUUGCAAGAAAUUCCAUAAAAUAUGAUUUUGGUGAUAAAUUGAAAAGUGAUUUUAAGAAAAAACUUCACGGGCAACAUAUUGCUGAGUCUAUUGUUGCUAACGCGCUAAUUAAACACAUGAAAGACAAAGAACCUCGUAAGGCUUUGGUCUUCUCGUUUCAUGGUUGGACUGGUGGUGGUAAAAAUUUUGUUUCCUAUCUGAUUGCUCGUAACAUUUACUUCAAAGGAAUGAAAAGUUCAUAUGUACAUCUAAUUACAGCUACAGAAAAGUUCCCUGAUCCAACUAAAGCACCACAAUAUAAGCUCGAAUUGAUUGAAUUUAUUAAGUCUAAAUUAUCUGAAUGUGGUCGACAAUUAUUCAUAUUCGAUGAGAUCGACAAAGUACCCAGCGGAAUCAUAGAAGGUCUUACACAAUUCUUAGAAUAUUCAAUUGAACCUAAGGAGCAAAGUAAAGCAAUUUACUUAUUUUUAAGUAAUAUUGGCGGCAGUGAAAUUGCUCGAGUCACUUAUAACUUUUAUAUGAACGGUAUGAAUCGUGAAGAAAUUGAGCUUCGUGAUAUCGAAUCGCUGAUGAAUCUUCACGCAUUCAACGAGGAAGGUGGCCUUAAGAAAAGCUCUCUAAUUCAUAAAAGUAUGAUCGAUUUUUUCAUUCCAUUUCUCCCUUUGGAAAAGAAACAUGUACAAAGAUGUGUAGUCGAUUAUUUCCAAGAAAAGUAUAACAUAACAAAGAAAGUUAAUGAUAGACUUGUUAUAGAGAUAGCCGAUGAGCUAGAUUAUUUUCCAGUUGAUGCCAAAGUCUAUUCAAAGUCUGGCUGUAAAAAAGUGGCUCGAAAAGUUGACAUGAGGGUUGAUUAGUUGACCACGAAUCUUUCGCCCCAGUCCCCAAACUUUGCCAUUUUAAACCACUGCUGUUGUCGAGCUGUUUGCAUUUUAAACAAUUAGUACAAUUGGAAGGUUAAAUCUACACCAAAAGCUUAAUUACCUGGUCCUUACAAAAGUAACUCUGUGAUAACGAUUACGAUAUUUUUGCUAAUUACUUGAAAACGUUGUUACCUCAUGUCAAACAAUCAAAGUUUCAUCAUCUUUCAUGGUCACAACAAAUGAUAAUUAAACUAAUUAAAUGAACAAUCAGCGUCAAUAUCAAUUGUAAUCAUCCAUCAUGUCCAUUAAUAAAACUAAAAGAAAAAGGUAUUAGCCUGAUUAAGACUAAUCGUCUAAUUAGAAUUAA
Messenger RNA from Panonychus citri (citrus red mite), 1538 nucleotides. Its product is annotated as torsin-1A-like. NCBI's taxonomy places the organism in Eukaryota, Metazoa, Arthropoda, Arachnida, Trombidiformes, Tetranychidae. Gene Ontology annotation, molecular function: ATP hydrolysis activity; ATP binding. The coding region runs from base 122 to 1165 and encodes 347 amino acids. The transcript is spliced from 4 exons. Gene Ontology annotation, biological process: cellular response to misfolded protein. The record is from RefSeq and is a predicted model, not a curated record.